Molecule: messenger RNA, 1196 nt
Organism: Durusdinium trenchii
Lineage: Eukaryota; Dinophyceae; Suessiales; Symbiodiniaceae
Source: the annotation of a GenBank genome assembly
AGUUUCGCAGAUCGGCUUGGCAUCGAAACCAAAAUAGUUCAGUCAUGGCCUCCAGAGCACUGAGCAGCCCAGCCUUUGUGGGUGGAGCAAUCCUUCCCUUUUCCGCGGCUCCACAUUUCGGAACCGCCAAGACCAAAGCCACCGGCGCAGCACGUGGGACAAGUGGCAAAUAUGGCAUCUAUUCCUGUGCUGCGGCUGCAGCAAUCACUACUCUCCAGGCCAGACGGAUGAGGAAUGUCAAAAGAGCAGCUUGUGGUCCAGCCACGACGGGUGUCCUCAACAAAGCUGAGAAGCUGCAGGUCCCUCAAUUCCUAUUGGGCAAUGUCGACAUUUUCAUUUUCGAUUGUGACGGUGUCAUUUGGAGAGGCGACUCUGUGAUUCCAGGGAUCCCACAGGUAAUUGACAAGCUGCGAGCUGAUGGCAAGACACUCUUCUUUGUGACAAACAACUCCACCAAGAGCCGGGCCGGAUACAAGUCGAAGUUCACUUCGUUGGGCUUGGACGUGCAGCCAGAGGAGAUUUUCUCUUCAUCGUUUGCUGCAGCAGCAUAUUUGGAGCAGACGAAAUUCAAGGACACUGGCAAGAAGGUCUACAUCAUCGGAGAGAAAGGUAUUUCUGAGGAGCUUGAUUUGGUUGGCAUCCCCUGGUUGGGUGGUGAGGGAGAUGCAGGCAAGCAGGCAGACAUGGGUUCGGGAGGCAAAGUGGAUGUGGACCACGACGUAGGAGCUGUGGUUGUCGGUUUUGACCGCCACAUCAACUACUACAAGUUGCAAUAUGCCCAGUUGUGCUUGAACGAGUUGCCAGGUUGUGAAUUUAUCGCAACGAACUUGGACCGUGUCACCCACCUGACACAUGCUCAGGAAUGGGCAGGGGGUGGGACUAUGGUGGCUGCAGUCUCAGGUUGCACUGGAAGAGAGCCGACACUUGUCGGGAAGCCUGCUCCACUGAUGAUUGACUACAUUGCCCAGAAGUAUGGCAUCUCCGAUCGUUCUCGCAUUUGCAUGGUCGGCGACCGCUUGGAUACCGACAUUGCUUUUGGACGCAACAAUGGCCUCAAGACAUGCUUGACACUCUCAGGUGUUACAAGUGAGGAUGAACUCAUGGAUCGGGUGCCCCGAAAGAAAGGUACUGAGGGAAUCCAGCCAGAGUUCUAUGUGGACACGCUCCAAGACUUUCUCUCGGCUUCAUGAACAAAA